Messenger RNA from Thunnus maccoyii (southern bluefin tuna), 3815 nucleotides. RefSeq names its product procollagen-proline, 2-oxoglutarate 4-dioxygenase (proline 4-hydroxylase), alpha polypeptide 2 (gene p4ha2). Bases 902 to 2614 code for a protein of 570 amino acids. Gene Ontology annotation, cellular component: endoplasmic reticulum. NCBI's taxonomy places the organism in Eukaryota, Metazoa, Chordata, Actinopteri, Scombriformes, Scombridae. Gene Ontology annotation, molecular function: iron ion binding; protein binding; procollagen-proline 4-dioxygenase activity. The record is from RefSeq and is a predicted model, not a curated record. The transcript is spliced from 16 exons. Gene Ontology annotation, biological process: peptidyl-proline hydroxylation to 4-hydroxy-L-proline.
UGUCUGUAUUUAAGUCCAGUUUUCAGUUCAGUCUUUGUCGAAUCGUCUGUACAUUUUGACUGUUCCUGAGCUACAGUUUUUGUUAGUUACAAUAAAUAGCUGUGAUUUAGAUCCUGUCUGCCUGCUGUCUGUUGCACUUUUGACAGAUCAAUUCGACCAGCCACGGAGCCAGCAGAGACUGACUAGCUUCCUGUUUUCUGGCCUUUAAUCCAUCCAAAAGAUUCUGAUGGUGAACUCAUAACCAAGGUUUUUCAGGCCAUCCAGGAAGAGAACCCUGCUCUGGGUAAGAGGUUGAUGGCAGUUCGCUGGGAGUCUGUGGAGUGUGAGGUUCCAUUCCCAGUGUUCCUCAGUAGCCAUCCAGCCUUCACUACCCUCCCUGGCCAUCAGCUCCCUAGACCUCACAUUGGUUUCCUGUCGAUCCAGCCCACACUACCGGUUUCCUGCAACCAGCUCCAGCCCCGCUGACACCCCACCAGCCUGCUGUUCCUGCUCUCCAGAGUGGUCCCACCUAUGUCACCAGCCUCCAGAGCGGCUGCACACUUCUGGUUGUCCUUCUGCCUGUCCUUCAGUGCUGCUCCACCUACAUCACCAGCAUCCAGGCCGUUGUCCAGAGCCGCUCUGCCCUUCGGCCCUGCAUCCUAGUCACCCUCCAGAUCUGUUUUGCCCAUCAGCCCAGCAGCCCAGGCGGUUCGCCUGAGGUUUCCUGCUCAGCCUUUUUUGCACCUCCAGGCUGUCUGCCUGAGGUCCCCGGCUCCAUUCUUCAGCUCUCAAGUCAUGCUGCCAUUGGCUUCUGUUCCAUGAAAAUAGCACGAUUUUCAUGUCCCACAGGUCAGUGCUGCCAUUGGCCUGUGUUCCAUGAAAAAUGCUCUUUCCUCCCAUAUGGCCUAUCAGCUAAAAUACGAUGGUGUUCAGAACAUCCAGAGAACAAGCCCUAGAAACCCACAUCCAAACUGUAAACGUGACGGACUGCAUGGAUUACAUUACCGUAAUUGAAAGAUACAGAAUGAGGAAGUUCCUGUCUUUCAUCUCCUGGGCUCUGCUCUGCUGCUGCUGGACAACGCAGGCAGAGAUCUUCACCUCCAUAGGCCAAAUGACAGACCUGAUCUACACAGAAAAAGAGCUGGUCCAGUCUCUGAGGGAGUACAUAAAAGCAGAAGAGUCCAAGCUUGCUGCUGUGAAAAGUUGGGCCAGCAAGCUGGAUGAUCUGACCAAAGUGUCCACCUCUGACCCAGAGGGCUACCUGGCUCACCCAGUCAAUGCCUACAAACUGAUGAAGAGACUCAACACAGAGUGGUCUGAACUGGAGACUCUGGUGCUUCAGAACCCCUCAGAUGCGUUCCUUUCCAACAUAUCUGUACACAGACAGUACUUUCCAGAUGAGGAGGAUGAGACGGGUGCAGCCAAGGCACUGAUGCGUCUUCAGGACACGUAUCAACUGGAUUCUGAGACCUUCUCCAGAGGAAAGCUGCCAGGUAUGCACUCCAAUGCCAUACUGACAGUGGACGACUGUUACGACAUGGGAAAGACGGCUUAUAAUGAUGCAGACUAUUACCAUGCUGUGCUGUGGAUGCAGCAGUCCUUGAAGCAGCUGGACGCCGGGGAUGAAGCUGUAGUUUCCAAGGCGGACAUUUUGGACUACCUCAGCUACUCCGUUUACCAGAUGGGAGAUCUGCCUCGAGCCAUUGAGCUGACACGCAGGCUGGUGGCCAUUGACCCCAGCCACCAGAGGGCAGGAGGAAACCUCCGUUACUAUGAGGGGUUACUGUUUAAGCAGCUCAAAGAGCUGAACCAGGCCUACCAGCCUGUUUCCGAGGAGCCCAUCCAGCUGGGAACCUACAGCAGACCUAAAGACCAUCUGCCAGAGAGAGAGGCUUACGAGGCUCUCUGCAGAGGGGAGGGAGUCAGAAUGACUGAAGCGAGGCGCAGCCGUUUGUUCUGUCGCUACCAGGAUGGUAAGAGGAACCCUCGUCUCCUGCUGAAGCCCAUUAAGGAGGAGGAUGAGUGGAACAGCCCUCACAUUGUACGCUACCUGGACGUCCUAUCCCACGACGAGAUUGAGAAGAUUAAAGAGCUGGCUAAACCCAGGCUUGCCAGAGCUACAGUCCGUGACCCCAAAACGGGAGUCCUGACCACAGCUAACUACAGAGUAUCAAAAAGUGCAUGGUUAGAAGGGGAGGAGGACCCCGUCAUUUUCAGAGUCAAUCAGAGAAUAGAGGACAUCACAGGCCUUACAGUGGACACUGCAGAGUUACUACAGGUUGCUAACUAUGGAGUUGGAGGACAAUACGAGCCACAUUAUGACUUCUCGAGGAAAGAUGAGCCAGAUGCUUUCAAAAGAUUAGGCACUGGAAAUCGUGUGGCAACUUUUUUGAACUAUAUGAGUGAUGUUGAGGCCGGAGGAGCCACAGUUUUCCCUGACUUCGGAGCAGUAAUCCGGCCUAGAAAGGGAACAGCAGUGUUCUGGUAUAAUCUGUUCAAGAGUGGGGAGGGAGACUAUAGGACCAGACAUGCAGCCUGUCCCGUCUUGGUAGGAAGUAAAUGGGUGUCAAACAAGUGGAUUCAUGAGCGAGGACAAGAGUUCAGGAGACCCUGUGGCCUGACAGAAGUGGACUGAAGUUUGACCCUCACCCAUGCAACAUGCAGAGACACACACACAUACACACACACAAACACCAGCCCCUCCGUAGUGCCUUCAUUCUGGAAAUGAUGAAACACCAGACACAUUGUACAACACUUACAUAAGCAUUCUCUGGCUCAACUUGUCUACAAGAUCAACAAAUGUUUUAUAAGGAAGUUAUGACACUGGUGUGUGGGAUCUAGCUGAAGAAUAUCUUCUUUUUUUUUGUCUUUUUCUUUUUCUAAGAUCCCAUCCCCUCACCACCACUCCUUUAUGAAGUAAGUAAAUUAAAUUACAAAUUAAAAGAGAAUGUAGUGUGGAUAGAGUUAACCAGUGAACAAAAAGACAAACAUGUCUCCACAUGUUUCCCAGUGUACACAUGUUUUAUAGUCAUUAAUAUCAAAUUCAAAAUUAAUUACUGGUAAAUCCAAAUACCAAAUCAUCUUUCCAUUGAUAUCAAAAAGUAAUACAUGGCUCUCAGGGGAGCAUCCCCCAGACUGCUUCAUUCAGCUUUUUUACACAGUUAAAAGCAGCAUUAGCAUAAGUGAUAACACAGAGAAGCCUUAUGAAUUUAGCUAAUAUCUUAGCUGUAAUAAACACCAAAACAUACAGAAAUGGUAAAGAAAACUUGAGCUAAAGGUGUGAUUUCCAUACAUUUAACAUGGUUUGGCAUAAGAAGCAUAAACUGAGUAAAGGUGUUUUUGAUGAGUAAUGAACUGCUCUUCGUAUUGGACACAUACUUGUGGACACAACUUUAGACUUUGUACCACAUUGAGAUGUUCCUGAGUUGACUAUUACCUCUGAAAUGUAAUGGUACAACAGAACAACACAUUUUCAAGUUUUUGUUUGCCAGCCGGAGUGCCAGCUUACAAACACACGUUGGAUCCAAAGUGACCAUCAGUCAUUUAGACAAAAAAUGGGCACACAUGCAAAUCAAAGUUUUUAGUAUCUUCAUUACUGACCCUUCAUGUCGUGAUUUAAAAAUGGCCCUAUCUUCCCGUCCCUUCUUAUAUUCUUUAUCAUUUGCAUCCAAAGCAUUUUGUUUCCCUUCAAACCUGACAGAAAUACAUUUCAUCCAAAUCAUGUCCAUGAAUUUUUUAUUUAUAUAGUAUUUAAAUUAUUACACUGUUGUUCCACUGUGUGCUCUUUCUACAAGAUGGCAGUCAAGAAAAUCAAUAAACAGUGUCUUUUAUUAAAA